Molecule: messenger RNA, 1605 nt
Organism: Closterium sp. Naga37s-1
Lineage: Eukaryota; Viridiplantae; Streptophyta; Zygnematophyceae; Desmidiales; Closteriaceae
Source: the annotation of a GenBank genome assembly
AUGGAGGCGGCGCAGGCGGUGUUGGCGGCAUUCGACACGUCGCUGUCGCGGCAGUGGCGCGACGAGGACCGCCGCUGGCGUGCGGAGGACCGCCAGUGGCGCGCGGACGACCUGGCGUUCCGCGAGGAGGAGCGCCGAUGGUUCGGAGAAGAGGCGGAAAUGCGGAGCGCGGAAAUCAGGUGGGAGAAAGGGAGUGGGGGGGUGGUGGAGGGGAGGGAAGAGGGGAAGGGGGGGGAAGGGGGGAGGGGAGGGGGGAAGAGGGGAGAGACGGGGGGAGAGGGAGGUGAGAGGGUGGGGGAUGGGCAAGGAGAAGUGGAGGGAGGAAGACAUGAACCAACGCCACGUGGACAAUGCAAGAUACCUCUGGGCCAGGUACAACGUGCAGCAUCAGGUGCAAUCUCAGGUGUAGAGCUGGAAUUUGUCGAGAAGAACCGGCGAGAUGUGGAGGAGAAGUCAGAGCAGCUUAAGGCGAUCUCGAACCUCGCAGCGCUGUUUGCUGGCUUCGCUGUUGUCACACUCACGCAAUUCCAAGUCACCCUCGAAGGCUCUCCCAUGUGGAACAUUGCUCUGUACGGCAUCCUCACUGCCAUCUCGGUCUGCCUGCACACAGUCGCCAUGGUGCAGUGCACACUGAUCAUGGGGAGCAUUCUGAAGAAUGGCAAGGCCUACGUGGACGAGGAGGCCGAGGAGCACUUCAUGUUCCGCUGCUUGCUCUUUGUGCGCUCUUUCUCGCUCGGGGACCGCCCGCCUGCGCCGCGGCGCACGUUUGAAGCCUUUUGGGAGUACAGGUGUGAAGAUGACUGGCGCAAGGCAUUCAGCUACUUCACAUGGGGAAUCUUUUCGUUCCUUCUCAGCCUCAUUCCUAUUGGGUGGAUCAAGUUCAACUUCUCGACCUUCAUCCCUGUCGUGUUCACCGCCAUUGUCAUCUGCUCGAUGGUGGUAUGGGCCUAUCAGCAGCUGUCAUGGGGCGCCUAUCUCACCAAGGGCCGCCGCCAGUUCGACUCGCUUCUCUCCGAAGCCGAGGCCUUCCGAGUGCGCCCCUCCGGCCUCCCUUUCGACUGGCACAUCGCCCCGGAAGCUUCCCGGAAGCGCAGCUCCUCGCGGAAAAGCGGGGGAGGCCAGAGCGGAAGAGAGGGAGGGUCCAGCGAUGCUGCUUCGACAGCUUUUACGGAAGGCGAUGCUGGUCAGGAGUUGAAGCCAGGUUCAGGAUUGGGGAACAUGGAUGGUAAGAAGGCCUCCCAGACUUUGGCUUCUGGAUCGGAGAGUGGGGGUGUUGAAGCGUCUAGAAACUUGGGUUCAGGAUUGGGGAGUGCUGGUGAAAAAUGUGUUUGCGGGGAGGGGGAUAAGCAAGUGGAGCUUGGUGAGAGGGCAAGUGUAAUCGGAGGAGAGAAUAGUGUAGGCAAAGAAAGGAUUGAACCUGGCCAAGAGGAUUGUCUAAUGGGCGGCGGCAGUUGCAGUGGCGGCGGUACCAAUGUGGGUGAUUCGGGUUUGCCAUUGGCUGGUGGUGGUGCAUUGACUAGCGGUGGUGGUGAUGUGUCUCGUGUUGUGGUCGCAAGUCGAACAAAGAAGGCCAGCAGUUGCGAGAUCAGUGAGUUGCAGGAGUAA